CGCCAUCAACCUUGCCUAAGUCGGCAGCAUUGAAAUCGAGGCGGGGAAUUUCAUGUCCAAUUUGUACCACAAUCGACACAAUUAACAAUCCUCAACCUAAACUGCAACUCCGAGAAAUGAGAAAUAUUCUGCAAGAAAACCCAUCAGGCACUGCCGACGCGGAGAUGUCGUCGAACAAGGAUCUGAAAGGGCACAAGCUGCUAAUGCUCGUACCCUGGGAACCGCCAACGGGGUACAUUGACGGAUUACACAAGACGUUUCCCGGUCUGGAAGUCACACACGCCAAUUGGGACACGUGGAAGGAGAGUUCUUUACCAACCCAUAUCGAUGAGAAGGAUUGGAAGACCGUCACCAUUCUCCUCACUGGUCCAAAGUUCCCUACCAAGGAGGCGGCACCAAACCUCAAGCUAGUACAACUCCAGAGUGCGGGCGCAAACUACAUCCUGAACAACCCGCUAUUCACAGAUACAGAUGUUGCUUUUUGUACCGCGAAUGGCGUUCAUCCACCUCAGAUUGCGGAAUGGGUCAUAACCACAUUCCUAGCCUUUCAACAUCACAUUCCGCGUUUCCUUAAUCAAAUGAAGGAACACAAAUGGGUGCGUAGCUUUGACGACUCAGACACUCAAGAUGCCGUCAACCAGCGAGUCGGUAUCUUUGGAUAUGGAAGUAUCGGUAGGCAGGUAGCGCGAUUGGCUAAAGCCCUCGGGAUGGAUGUCUACGCCUACACGAACAGGCCCAGACCCACUCCCGAGUCACGACGGGAUAAUUCCUACAUAGUUCCCGGCCUCGGCGACCCGGAUGGUGUUCUUCCAUCAAAGUGGUUUUCAGGAACUAAGCCGGAGGAGGUAAUCGAGUUCCUGUCCUCGGAUCUCGAUCUCCUAGUUCUUGCCGUACCCCUGACGCCUCAGACGCAGGGGCUGAUUUCGGCCCCGCAGCUCACGGCUCUCAAGGGAAAGAAGACGUAUGUGGUCAACAUAGGACGGGGUCCGGUCAUCAAUACCGGUGACUUGAUAACGGCUCUUAACGAGAACUGGAUCCGAGGAGCUGCCUUGGACGUAACCGAUCCCGAACCCCUGCCCAAGGAACACCCUCUGUGGGAUGCGAAAAACCUAAUCAUCACGCCACAUGUCAGCGGUAACUCGACGAGCUAUAAUACUCGUCUCUUAGAUAUUCUGAACAUCAAUCUCCAUAGACUGAGCGAGGGUAAGGGGUAUUUGAAUAGAGUAAGCAGGUCGAGAGGAUACUAGAUUUAUAGUUCGAUAGGUAUUCCAUUCCAAUAGACGGUUCAGGUAUAACUUCCAAGUCAGGGUAAAGAGAAAGGAAAAUCAUCAAUACAUAUUUCACUCAAA
Molecule: messenger RNA, 1349 nt
Organism: Annulohypoxylon maeteangense
Lineage: Eukaryota; Fungi; Ascomycota; Sordariomycetes; Xylariales; Hypoxylaceae
Exons: 4
Coding region: 117-1247 (376 amino acids)
Molecular function (GO): NAD binding
Source: RefSeq, a predicted model, not a curated record